AGUAAGGGCAUCCUCGAAAAAUGUUUAUUUAUGUAUGGGUGCUUUUUGUUUUGAGAGCAGCUCUCAACAAUGAACUAAGGCAUUUGUCCCUUUGCUUAAUCAUAUGAUGCAAAUAAAAAAAAAAAAUUCUCCAUUUUCAUUAUUAAUAUUUUGUCAAACGUGUUGCCGUGGUUAUAUCGAGUCCACGGCUAGAUGGUAAAAUUCAAAAACACUAAACGAACACUCUGCUCGUUUGGUCUGUAAUCGAUGUUUGUCCCGUGCGCUGAGCGGUUGAAGUUGCUUAGCAACCAAAGACGCCAAAAGCAAUCUGACAGACGCAGCGAAGGCGCAUUAUUUAUAACAAAUAAAAUCAAACCUGGCAAUAAUAAUAUCACACAAAAUCACGAGAACAAAUUGAAAUGGCGGACACUGACCCAACAUGUUUGGCAUCCCUUACUUACUAUUGCCAGGAGAAAUACUACCGACAUGUAAUGAAGAUUGCAAGUGAAUAUCUGAAAAGCUACAUCAACGACCCAGUGCUGCUGUUUUUUAAAGCCUAUGGAAUAUUAAUGGAAGGUCGUACCCAAGAAGCCAUUAGAGAGUUGAAUCAAGUAAAGCACAAAACAGAUGUGUCCCUUUGUUCCACUAUGGCCCUCAUUUAUGCUCACAAACAAAGUGAAACUGUUGACCGAGAUGCCGUUGUGGAACUAGAGAGUGAAUUGAAAAUAAACAGAAAGACUGCUCGAGAGAAGCCUCUGUACUAUGCUGGGAUGUUUCUGUGGCUGUUGGGGCGCAGUGACAAAGCCAAGGAGUAUAUUGACAGGAUGCUGAAGAUUGCAGACUCAUCAAGAGAGGGUCUUGUUCUUAAAGGAUGGAUAGAACUGAACUCUGACAAGGAGUUUAACAGAAACAAAUCCAUCAGAUAUUUUGAUGACGGAGUACAAGACUCGAAAGAUGCGAUUGGCUUGAUGGGAAAGGUUAAGUAUUUCAUGAAAAGACAGAAUUAUGCUGGAGCCCAUGAAAUUGUGAAUCAGAUUGUUGUCUCGCAUCCCAGUUUUCUGCCAUCACUGAUCAUAAAGAUGAAGCUGUUUCUAGCACAACAAGAUUGGGACCAGGCGCUUGAAACAGCCCAGAGAAUUCUUCAGAAAGACAGGACUAAUGUGGACGCUCUCCAGACUCUGGUGGUUCACAGACUUGCAAAGGAUGGCAACCUUGCUAAGGCUGCUGAUUCUGUACGAGAGCUGAUUAGUGCACUUGAGACUGCUGAGCCUUGCAAUGCAAGUCUUCACCUGCACAUCAUAACUCCUAUUAGCAGACUGUGUGGAAAGAACCCAGCAAUUCAGUCCCAGAUAUAUGGGUUAGCUCAGCGUGCAUUCCUGAUGGCUCCCACUGAUGCAGACAUUGCAACUGAGGUGGGCUACCUGCUCACCCUGCAGGGCAACAUCCAAGAAGCUGCAAAAUGGUACUCAAAUGCAGUGAACCUGGAUGGAAAUAGUUUACCUGCUCUAGCAGGCAUAAUUCGAUGCCAGCUCUUGGAAGGACAGCUGGUGGAGGCAGAGCAACAGCUGGAAUUCCUCAGGGAAGUUCAGCAAUCCAUUGGGAAGUCAAGGGAAGUGGUGUACCUUCAGGCAGUACUGGCUUCCAAGCAGGGCCAAGAUGAGGAGGCAGUGAGCACCCUGCUGAAGGAAGCUCUGGAGCUGCACUUCUCUGCCCUGGAAGGGCUUCCACUGGGAGGGGAGUACUUUGAGAAACUCAACCCUGCCUUCCUGCUCGAGGUAGUGAAAGGGUAUUUAGACUUCUGUCCAAACAAGCCCUGGAUCCCUGGCCAGUCCUUGCCCUUUGUGCUGAAGCACUCAGCUAUGAUCCUAGACCCAGUGGUUAAAGCUGCCCCUGCUCUGCUGGAAGCUGUCUAUCUUUUGGCCAAAGUUAAAUAUCUCUCAGGUGAUUUUGAAGCAGCCCAGAGCUGCUUACAGCGCUGCCUGGAACUCGACAGCACCUUUGCAGAGGCACACCUUCUAAUGGCUCAGGUUUACCUCUCCACGGGGGAUUUCAAACAGUGUUCGCACUCUCUGGAGAUGGCUGUCAGCUACGACUUCAAGGUUAGAGAACUACCUGUUUACCACUUCAUCAGAGCCAAAGCACUUAAGAAGACAGGCAAUCUUCCAGAAGCCAUCAAAACCCUGCAGAUGAUCCUGAAUCUGCCGGGGAUGAGGAGAGGUGGAGCUGGGAAAGCAGCAGGGGCCCCCAGCAGCUCUAGCGACCGUGUCUCUGUGUACCUGGAGCUGGCAGAGGCUCUGUGGCUAAACGGGGAGCAGCAUGAAGCUACCAAGAUAAUGCAAGAUGCCAUUGCUGAGUUUACUGGAACCCCUGAUGAGAUGCGUGUAACUCUUGCUAACGUCGAUUUAGCCUUGAGCAAAGGAGACACUGAGACUGCUUUGAGUGUACUCAGAAACAUCACACCCACUCAUCCCUACUACACUGAGGCUAAAGAGAAAAUGGCAGAUAUUUACCUGCAUAAACGGAACGACAAGGGACUCUACAUUGGAUGCUAUAGAGAAUUAUGGGACCGGGUGCCAGGUGCACAUUCAAGUCUUUUACUGGGGGAUGCUUAUAUGAAAAUCCAAGAGCCUGAAAAAGCCAUUGAGAUGUAUGAACAGGCACUAAAGAAGAACACAAGAGAUGCAGUCCUGGCAAGCAGGACAGGCCAGGCUUUAGUUAAAACCCACCAAUAUAAUAAGGCUAUUAAUUACUAUGAAGCAGCGUUAAAGAUCAAAGGGCAGGAUUUCCUGUAUCAUGACUUGGCAGAGCUGUUUCUGAAACUCAAGCAAUACGACCAAGCCAAGAAACUUCUUCAACAGGUUUUGGAGCAUGACUACGCAAACGAUUUGACUUUGAUGAUGAAUGGCGUCAAGUAUUUAAUUCUUCUGGCAAAGGUGUACACACAGUCAGGAGACCUGAAAGAGGCUAUAGAAACAUUAAGCAAGGCUUAUGAUGUUCAGUCCCGAGUUCUGAGACGUCUCUCAGUAGAUCAGCCGGAGAGGAUGCCCUCCCAGAGAAAAGUGGCUUCUUUAAUAUGUUCUCAGAUAGCCCAGCAGGGACAGGCUUUGAAGGAAUAUGAAAUGGCUAUCAAAUAUUACAAGGAGGCUCUGACGUACUCUGAAGCUGACAGCAAAAUAAUGCUGGAGUUGGCUAAUCUAUACCUGGAGCAAGGAGAUGUGGAUUCUUGCCAGCACCAAUGUGCGAUGCUGCUCAAGAAGGAAGAUGACAAUGAAGAUGCUGCUAUGAUGAUGGCAGACCUCAUGUUCAGAAGACAAGACUAUGAGAAAGCAAUACUCCAUUACAGACAGCUGAUGGAAAGAGCAUCAGGUAACUUUUCAAUCUUGGCCAAGCUAAUUGAUUUACUGAGGAGAACUGGUAAACUCGAUGAUGCACCAGCGUUUCUGGAAAUGGCAGAAAAGACAUCUACCAGGUCUACUCUUGAACCAGGCUACAACUACUGCCAAGGGCUAUAUUUGUGGCAUAUGGGACAGCCGAAUGAGGCACUGAGGCAUUUGAAUAAGGCCCGUAAAGACACAGAGUGGGGACAAGAUGCUGUGUACAACAUGAUCCAGAUAUGUCUGAAUCCAGACAAUGAGACCAUAGGAGGAGAAGUGUUUGUAAGCAUUGACGAGGAAACCAGCAACAGCAACAAUCUCUUGAAAGAAAGACAAGAGUCAGAGGAGAUGGCAGUGAGGACAGCACUGAACUUACUGAAGGAGUAUCACCCACGCACGCUGCAGGGAGAGAAGCAAGUGCUUCUGCUUCAGAACUGCUGCUUGAUGGCUUCCAAAGACAAGACCAAUGUUGAGAAGGCUCUCGUUGCAUUCACUGAAAUGGCUUCAUCUGAGAAGGAGCAUGUGUCAGCCCUCCUGGCUAUGGCACAAGCCUUCAUGAUCCUGAAGCAGACUCCCAGGGCCAGGAACCAGCUGAAGAGAAUCACAAAAGUAGCCUGGAAUGCAGCCGAGGCUGAAGACCUGGAAAAGUGCUGGUUGCUGCUGGCUGACAUUUAUAUACAAUCUGGCAAAUAUGACAUAGCAACGGACUUGCUGAAACGCUGCCUACUGUACAACAAGUCUUGCUGUAAAGCAUUUGAAUAUCUGGGCUUCAUUAUGGAGAAGGAGCAAUCUUAUAAGGACGCUGCAAGUAACUAUGAAAUGGCCUGGAAAUACAGCAACAGGGUGAACCCAGCUAUAGGUUACAAGCUUGCUUUUAAUUACCUGAAGGAUAAGAAAUACACAGAGGCAAUACAUGUCUGUCACAAGGUUUUGACUGACCACCCUGAUUACCCAAAAAUUCGAAAAGAUAUCCUGGAAAAAGCCCAGUUCUCUCUUAGGCCAUAAGAUAAGGAUGCAUGUAUAUUGCCAACAUAGUAAAAAUAUUUGGGACAGAAUCAUUUCUCGACUCAUUUUAAAAUGUGUUUAUUAAAUAUUUUGUUGUGUAAAAAUGGGAUAACAUUGUGUGUAAUAAACACGUAGCCCUUUGCUGCCCAGUGUCCAGUCUAUUGAGACAAUAGUUAUUGAAUAGGUAUGGGAACAUACCCAGGGCAGUGAAGGGUUAGGAUUACAAUCAAACCGAAACAAGUAGCAGUAUUCCAUGUUGUAAAAGAGCAAUGUUAUACUCUUAUUCUGCAGCUGCUUCGCUAUGCAAUUUGAUAUAUGAUGAAUAUAGCAGCAAGAUUUAGCCUAUAUUUCCAUGUCUGUUUAACACCACCAAACUAUUGAUAUUAUUAAAAAUAUAAUGUAACCAUGUCUCUGAUUUGAUAUUUCUAAGCCUGGCUUCUAUGCUCCAUUGAUAUGAAAAAUGAAAUAUUUACCCCUGUUUUUUUCCCCCAGUUUUGAAUGUCUGUGGCAAAGUGGUAGAUUGGUAGCAGGUGUAUAGCAGGUGCAGUGCGGAUGCAGUAAUUCCAAAUAACAAACAGACCACAAAGUACGGGUGAAAUGAGGGUUUUAAUGAUUAGAAAUCCAAGUGUCUGAUGACCAGCCAGAAAACAAUAAUGAGCUGGCAAUACACAGCGAUGUGUAUUGUGAAGUAAUAAAAAAGGGGUUGCAGUCCCGCAAACAAUAAACACGGUACAAAACACACACAAUUAGACACACACGAUCACAGGUCCAAAGUGAGUGCUCUCAGUGCUUGUGGUAAAGUACAAUAUAUUACGUGCUAUUGGUGAAAACAAGUGCUGUGGUGAUCCGGCUUUGUGCUGGACCCUGGCGACAGCUCCGGAUUUGUUUAGCCGUCUAGUGCUAUUUAACAAAAAAACACAGACAGUUACUAAACUGAAAACAUCAACAAAACACUCACAAACUCUCUAUUUCAGUUUGGGGAUAUCUCCCGGUCCUUCCAGUCUCCUCGUAACACUGAAACCCAAGCGAAGAAAAAGAUUUACAAUUCUCCGGCCCCUUUUAUGCGUUUAUGCAUGACCCCUUGGUAAACGAUUACAGCUGACUCUAUUGCUUGCAGCUGCUACCUCAUUUACCUUCCAGGUCAAUACGUUCCCGCAUUGGAGUCUCGUCUUUUUCCAGGCUGACUGACCUCCCGACCAAGAGAAUAAACUGUCAGACCUGUCCAAAGCCUUUCCCUUUAGCUACUUAGUACCCUCACAGGUCGAGAGGAUUUACAACCAGAACUCAUUAUAUUUCCGUCACAGUCUAAGUAUGUUCCCACAUUGCAGCAAAUUCCCAAAACAGCUCAGAAGAAGUGAAAGUCAGUGGCAGUCCUUGAAUCCCACAUCCAAGCCAAUCACCUCUUUCCACCCAGGGGCUCCCCCCCGAGUGGACCUCUAUAGAGCUACCAGCUCCUGGAGGAGUGCAGGUGUGUGCUUGAGCUCACAGUGUCUGGACAGUAGGGUCCUCAGUAGAGCUAUCAUCUCCUGGAGGAGUGCAGGUGUGUGCUUGACCUCACAGUGUCUGGACAGUAAGGUCCUCUGUAGAGCUACCAGAAGUCAUUUUUAGGGCAAAAAAUGGUUUAUUAUUAAAUAUCCUUAUGCCAAAGUAGUCCCAUUUAUUAUUUUAUUAUUACUUAUUUCUUAGCAGACGCCCUUAUCCAGGGCGACUUUCAAUUGCAAAAAAUGUGGAUACGGAUACCUGUAAGAGUAAAAUCAAAUACAAGAUACAGUGAAUAGUUAUAAUUAAGAGCAGUAGUUGAAUACAGCAAGGUAUGUAGCAGUUCAGUGAAAGUACAGUUGGGUACCAUAUAGUCCAGUACAGUCGAGAUUUUGAACUUUGAACUACACACUAAGUUAAGCUGAGUAAAUUGAUUUAAUUGAAACAUGCAAAAGUAAGUAAAUAUAUUUUACUUGUGUUGAAUUGUACAUUGUCAUUGAAAAGUUUCACCAGGAGUAGGGUGGCCAUCUGGCUCCAGAUUUACCGGACGCUUUGAGACAGAACGGAUUUUCAGAAUUCCUCUGAAACUGAAAGUAAUUGAUGUGUAAAUUAUCUACACCUUUGCUGAGAUUAAUCCUGUGGCAGAAUUGCUGUGCAUAGCAAACAAGUCACACUGAUCAGCUGCUUCCCAUCAGAUCAAUAAUGAUUAGCUACAGAUGAAUAGAUGAGAAACGGGACCAUGCUUUGCUUGGGAGAGUAUUUGCAUAUUAUUGCCGAUUGACUAUCUACGAACAGAAAAUAAAUAGCGACUAAGUGUCUGCAAAAAAAUAAAUUCAUUCUUAUUAUAAUUAUAGAAUUGUUUUGUCACAAAUAAAUCUAAAACCUGUUUUCCCUUGUACAUGGUGCGAUCACCUUUUUUGAGUGAAAGGUGUAUGCGGCAGAGAUAGAUGUCUCUUUGAUAGAAACAGUUUAAUAUAUCUGAAGUCUUCCCACUGAUGAUGGGAAUGGGAAUGCAGAGAUGGAAGCUCUGCUAACAAGAUUUAAGUUUUUGCAGGUAUCAGGCUUUUAAAGACACACCUGUGGUGACUUUGACAGACUCACUGAGAGCAGAAAUUGACCCAAGACUGUGACAGCUACUGGAAGCAGGCUGAACUUUGGGAUACAAAUUGAACAUUUGUGAAACUGCAUGUGUGUUAAAAUGUUGUAAUAAGUGUACUGUGUUUUAAAGAAUAUAAAGCCAGCUGAAAUACUAAACACAUUGUUAAAACACACUGUUCGUACAAAAAGUUACUAUAUGCUAUGUAUUAACCUAUAGUUAUGUGAGAGCUUUCUAUAUUCCUGUUUAUUCUGUUAUAACAGUGAGAAAUAUUAUUGUAUCUUUGUAAGUCUGAGUAAAAAGGGAGCUAGGUUGGGGUCACACUGACCAAAAAACACCUGUGAAAUGAGCUAAGCUUGUCUUUGUCUGAGCUACUGGUGCCAAGGUUUAUAACCUUGAGCAGAAAGGCAGACGUGAGCAUCAAGUUUCUUAUUUAGAGAAGUAAGCUUGAUCUGAAAGUAGUGUUUAAGCUAAACACAGGUAUUCUAGAAUAAUUCAAACAGAAUAUACAGUAAGUAUAAAUGUUUUAUUUCAACAGAAGAACUGUAAGAGUUUGAAACUAAGAGAAUAUAGUGCAGAAAUGGACUUAAAGUAAAAACUUCAGUCAAAGCAGAAUGGUACCAGUCUGUGUCAGGCAUAUAGUAGGCUUGCCAAAGAGA
Molecule: messenger RNA, 7592 nt
Organism: Acipenser ruthenus (sterlet)
Lineage: Eukaryota; Metazoa; Chordata; Actinopteri; Acipenseriformes; Acipenseridae
Product: tetratricopeptide repeat protein 21B-like
Exons: 29
Coding region: 399-4358 (1319 amino acids)
Biological process (GO): protein localization to cilium; intraciliary retrograde transport
Cellular component (GO): intraciliary transport particle A
Molecular function (GO): protein binding
Source: RefSeq, a predicted model, not a curated record